Molecule: messenger RNA, 1105 nt
Organism: Centruroides sculpturatus (bark scorpion)
Lineage: Eukaryota; Metazoa; Arthropoda; Arachnida; Scorpiones; Buthidae
Product: mannose-P-dolichol utilization defect 1 protein-like
Exons: 5
Coding region: 54-779 (241 amino acids)
Biological process (GO): oligosaccharide biosynthetic process
Source: RefSeq, a predicted model, not a curated record
AAAUGCGCUUGCGUAAACGAAUAGCGUGAUCAUAUGUUGAUUAUAUCGUUCCUAUGGCGAUAUACGUCGAAGAUCUUCUAUCCUCUUUAGUUCCUGCACAAUGUCUGAAACAUUUAUCUUCAGGCGACAUUUCCAAUGUGGACUGUCUGAAAAUUAUUAUAUCCAAACUCCUUGGUUCUGGAAUUGUAGCUGCCUCUACUCUAGUCAAAGUACCUCAAAUAUUGAAAUUAUACAAUGCAAAAAGUAGUGAAGGAAUCAGUUUUUAUGGUGUUCUUUUGGAAUUAAUUAGCAUGACAGCUACUACUUCAUACAGUUUUAAAAAGCAAUUUCCAUUUAGUGCUUGGGGAGAUUCACUUUUCUUGAUGAUAGAGACUGCAACCAUUGCAUAUUUAGUACUUUUCUACAGUGGAAAAUAUCACAAGGCAGUAGCAUUCACCUCAUCUUACUCUCUUAUUCUCUAUCUUUUGAUGAGUGGUUUAACACCCAUUAAGAUUUUGUGGACUUGCCAAGCAUUUAGCUUACCAAUUACCGUUAGUGGAAAGUUACUACAGGCCCUGGCUAAUUACAAAAACGGACACACGGGACACUUAUCUGCCGUUUCCAUGGUUCUUCUGUUUCUCGGAGGUUUGGCUAGGAUAUUUACUUCGAUUCAAGAAACUGGCGAUAGCCUGAUGAUCGUCACUUUUUGUGUAGCAGCAUCGGCUAAUCUUCUACUUGUCCUACAGAUUUUUUAUUAUUGGGAAGCUACGCAACGAUUUUUGAAAGGCAAAACCGAUUAAGAAGAAGAAAAUAUUCCAUUUUAGCCGAUCCGUCCCAUUUUCGUCACUUUAAGCUACUACACUCGACGAGAUUUAUAAAAAUUGCAAUACUUUACAAAUUGUUAAAUAAGUGAGAAGUUAAUUAUUAAUUGUUUCAAAGAUUUUUAGCUUAUACGAUUGGUUUGUUUUAAUCUUAUUAUAAUUUUUAAAUUGUAUAUUAGUUAAAUUAUACAAGUAGUAAUUCCGAAAUCUCCUAUAAGAUGUAAGCGACUGGUUUCGAUACCGAAACAAACUAAAAAUAAUCAAUUGUUUGUAUAUUAAAUCGAAUGUACGUGUUAAAAAAUAAU